UUGGCCAAACAGUUGGUAAAAUUCAAUACCGACACAAACAAAACAGCAAUAUACAUCCAAGUAUUGAAAAUUGAAUUCCAAUAGCAAAAACAAAUAAUGUGGCAACAUCAAAACAAAGGAAAAAAAUUUAAUCAAGCAUAGUAGAGUGGUUGGCGCAAUGCAAAAAAAUUCAAUACUCACCGCAACAUAAAAACUCGAAACCCAAACUUCAACAAAGUGAAGCAAAAACGCAGUACGAAAAAAUUAAAAUUGGAAAACGAAAAGUAAAAGUAAAAGGAAUUAACAAAUCCACGCCAUUGCAAGAACCAACAAUAAUAGAAAACUAGAAAUUUUCCACACAACCCAAAUGACAACAUUUAGAGAAAGGAUAAAACACAGCGGAAAGACAACAUGAAUCUCGAUCAGCAACAACAGCAACAACAAUCGAUGCUUGCUCCAAAUGAGAUAUAUGCAAACUACAAUCCCAACAAUGAUGCAACACAGGGUACACUACAACCGGUCGCAACAACAUUUGUGACUAUUGGUAUGCUACCACCACCGCCACCCGAAAUCGCUACAAUUUCUGCGGCUGGCACUCCGGGUAGUACGACGAGCACAUUUAAAACGCCACUCUUACCAAUGCCAACAUUAGAGGAUAUCGAAGGCGGUCUAGCGCCUAGCAAUAUACAACAGCCUAUACCAGGUGGCAUAUUGAAAUAUCCAACAAACACAAUAACUAUGAAUUUGCCAAUUGGCAUGGGCCCUGGUCCACCAAACUUACCACCCCCAACACAAACUCUAUCAGCACAACAGCCACCGCCUGCAACACUUACAAUCGAUGAUACAACAUCGUGCGGCACACUGAAAAGUAAUGCAAAACUGCUGCAUAGCACAGGACCGACAUUGCCACCACUUCCACCGCUACCACCACCAACUGUGGGCAUCUUAACGAACUCUGGCAACAGUGGCAGUAGCAUGGCUGCUCAUGGCAAAGGUGUUGGCAGCAAUAGCGGCAGCACAGUCACAAAUCUAAACAACUCAAGCAGUAAUUUACAUCAUAAACCAGCAACCAAAUGCUGUUGUUGUUUUGGGAGUGGGCGUAGUGAUUCCAAACCUAAGAAACGUAAGCACAAGAGGCAAACACUGUGGUCGGCAUUCCUAACGAAUUUGGGUAUUUGCGCUUUGCUUUUGGCUUACACGCUUUUAGGUUCUUUCAUAUUUUUAACAAUUGAGAGCGAAGACUCGGCCUUGUUACACCAGCAACGCACUUUAGCUUCAACGAAACGUGUGGGCGUUAGUGGGCGUAACAUACUUGGCUUUAACAACAAUGUUUAUUACACUCAACUACAACAGCAACAACAACAACAUCAGCAACAACAACAACAACAACAUCAACAACAGCCGCAUCAACAACAAUCCCAACGUUUGGACAAUGAUACGAUAAGUAGCAUCACAUCAACUUUCUCAGCUUCUUCAUCAGCAUCAUCGUCAGCUGGCUUAUCUGCAUUGUCAAUAUCGCCUUCAGCAUUCGAUAAUAACGGCAAUGAUUUCAUUUAUGGCGAUGAUGCUGUACCACAAGCAGGUUUAUCAGCAGAUACUUUUGACGUGAGACAGCGUACCAUUGAAAAUAUAUGGGAUAUUACGGUAUCUUUAAAUAUCCUGUAUAAGGAAAAUUGGACAAAGUAAGCAUAUUUAUGAUUACUAGGGUCGCCAGUGGUCGAAAUUCGACCAAUAGAAAAUACAAUUUAUUUAUUUUAAUAGUAUUUAAAUUUUAUUGAUGAAUUUGAUUAAAAU
This is a messenger RNA of Teleopsis dalmanni, 1773 nucleotides long. RefSeq names its product probable nuclear hormone receptor HR38. The coding region runs from base 391 to 1665 and encodes 424 amino acids. Lineage: Eukaryota; Metazoa; Arthropoda; Insecta; Diptera; Diopsidae. The transcript is spliced from 2 exons. The record is from RefSeq and is a predicted model, not a curated record.